UUGUUGUAGUUGUAGAUCGAUCACAUGACCUAAAAUAAUAUUCUUUGCCUACAACAACUUUCUUUAACACAGCGGUUGCAGUUUCAUUUCAAAGCUCUGUUCACUGGCUCGCACAAUAAUAUAUUAUGUACAGGCCAGUGCUUCUAUGUUUGGUGUCAGCUGUGACUUUGCUCUGCUGUGUUGAUGGUCAUAGCUCUCACAAUGUGAAACGCUAUGAACCAACCUGGGAAUCUCUGGAUGCUCGCCCUAUACCUCAGUGGUAUGACGAAGCCAAGAUUGGGAUCUUCCUGCACUGGGGUGUCUUCUCAGUGCCAAGCUAUGUGGGAGCUUGGUUCUGGUACUGGUGGCAAGGGCCACAACCUAGGUUUGACAUUGUUGAGUUUAUGCAGCUAAAUUACCCACCGGGCUUCACAUAUGCUGAUUUUGCACCAAUGUUUACUGCUGAAUUCUACAAUCCCGAUCAAUGGGCCUCUAUAUUUCAGGCUUCAGGUGCACAGUAUGUGGUUUUAACUACUAAACAUCAUGAAGGCUUUUGUUUGUGGCCUAGCAAAUAUUCUUGGAAUUGGAACGCAAUGGAUGUGGGACCUAAUCGAGAUCUUGUUGGCGACCUAGCUGUAGCUGUUAGAAAACAGGGGCUCAAGUUUGGGACAUAUCACUCUCUCUUUGAGUUUUUCCACCCACUUUUCUUAAAAGACCAAGAGAACAAUUUCACCACCCAAGAGUUUGUCAAAUCCAAAACAAUGCCAGAACUAUAUGAACUGGUGAACGCAUACAAGCCUGACCUAGUUUGGUCAGAUGGUGAAUGGAUGGCACCUGACACGUACUGGAAUGCCACAAACUUCCUUGCUUGGCUUUACAACGACAGUCCAGUGAAAGAUAGAGUUGUGACUAAUGACAGAUGGGGCUCUAAUACAAUGUGCCAUCAUGGGGGAUAUUACACUUGUUCUGAUAGUUUCAAUCCAAAAGUAAAACAGGCCCACAAAUAUGAAGAUGCCACUACUAUGGACAAAGCUGCCUGGACCUUCCGUAGAAAUCUCAAGCUUUCAGAUGUCCACACAAUGGAAGAGGUUGUCACUUUGAUUGCUGAGGUUGUCAGCACUGGUGGGAAUUUGUUGAUCAAUGUUGGACCAACCAAAGAGGGGACCAUCCCUCCAAUCUUUGAGGAGAGGCUCAGACAAAUGGGAGAAUGGCUGAAGGUCAAUGGUGAGGGGAUCUAUGCCACCAAACCAUGGAGCCACCAGAAUGAUUCUCUCAAUGGAGAUGUUUGGUACACCUCUAAGAAAGCUGAGAAUGGAACCAGCGUGUACGCAAUCGUCCUCAAGUGGCCCAGUGGUCCCAAACUUGUACUGGCUGACCCCAAAACAUCGGAUCAAACUGUGGUUACACUCUUGGGCUACCCAGACCCAUUCAAGUGGUCCCAGACAUCUUCUGGGCUGGAGAUCACAAUUCCUCCCAUUACUAUUAAUAAAAUACCCUGUAAAUGGGGUUGGGUGUUUAAGCUCACUAAUAUCUACAAUUGAACUCAUGCGAUAUUAAUCUAGGGAUGCUCUCUCUGACUAAAGCAGUUAGUAGACACUUCAUUCUUAGGUUGGUCCCAAUUUUAUUUGUGUGAUGAGUUUUGCUUUUUCCUUUUUGUGUUCUUAUGGUUAACAUAAUUGAUUACAUUAGUAUUUUAGUACUACAAAAGUUAUUUUCUAUAAUGAAUCACUUGCACAAUGAAUGUUGUUUUUUUUAAUUAAAAAAAAAACAGUUCUAUGUCUGUGUAUUUUCAUAUACACACAAAAUAUAUUUAUUUAGAUGUGUUACUUCGGUUUUUGCCUUAAGUUAAGAAAAAUUGUAUUCAUUGAAUCUCAUUUUGUUUCUUUAUUAAAGGAUGUUACUCAUUGAUAAUUUCUUUUUGGGUCUAAUUUUAUUGGAGUAAAUACAUUUUUCAAUUGGUGGAUUUUGAAAUAAUGUUAAAAACUAGGCAUAUUAGAAAUGAAGUUUGCACAAUACCUUUUAUUUUUAAUCAAUAAACUAAUUAACUUGUAUGUUUCCGUUAACAAUAGUGAUAUUCUGUUUUCAAAGGUUACAGUUUUCUUUUUAAAUUGAUUGGAGUAAUCAAACCGCAUAUAAAACUAAUAGACACUGUUUUCAUUGAAACAAUUAUUGAAUUCUUGUAAUAAAAUUUUACAUAAUUUUUUAAUUUAGAUUGGCACAUUAUGGUUCUAAUUCUGUGGGGUAGUACUUAAAUAAUGUAUCGGAUUUUUCAUAAUUUUAUGCUUGUUUUAGUGUGUUUACUGUUACAUGCUUGUGUGUGUUAUCAUUGGAGCAUGGUGAUAUUAAAAACCCCCCUGUAAUGCUCAGUCUUUAUAGAAAUUAUUUUGUUGUAAGUUUCCAUCGAAGGCAUAAUAUUUUAUCAGCAAUUAAAGAAGUUGAAAUGUAUUUUAGUUACUGCUGUUUUACAUUUAAAGAGCCAAUGUUUCUUUUAGCCAUUGAGAUUAACCAUAAAAGAUGCAGUAUAAAUAACAACAUUCCAUAUCUGAAUUCUUACCAAUUUUGUACCAUUAUAGUCAUGUCUUGUUCCUAUAGCUUACAUCACUGUUAUGUAAAUUCUGCUGCAGAACUUUAAAGUCGAAUUUUAUUUUAUUUCUAAAUAUGUGCUUAUAAUGGCCUAUUUUAUCUAUGUUUGCUUUAUAUAUAUCACUGCUGACAUUACCAAUAUAAUAUAUAUUUCUAAUUUAUACUUCUUACAUUCCUAAACAUGAUCCAAUGCAACUCACUGUAUUAAAAAUGUGAGUUGUUGAGACAGUCUGCAAGAAAAAUCUGUUCUCAUAUAGCCUAUUUGCCAGUUACAUCAUGAGUUUUAAUUACAUGUUUUUUUAAAAUACAAGUUUAAUGUUUCAUUUUUGCUUCAGCUUGUCUGAUUAUGAAUUUAAUAGGAAAUAACUGUGGUAUUUUAUACAGAUUUUUGUUUUAAAACGUGACUUUUUACAUUUUCUAAAAUAAAAGACAAAAAUAGAGGUGUUCCU
Physella acuta is the source of this 3011-nucleotide messenger RNA. Its product is annotated as alpha-L-fucosidase. Gene Ontology annotation, molecular function: alpha-L-fucosidase activity. NCBI's taxonomy places the organism in Eukaryota, Metazoa, Mollusca, Gastropoda, Physidae. Gene Ontology annotation, cellular component: lysosome. The record is from RefSeq and is a predicted model, not a curated record. Gene Ontology annotation, biological process: fucose metabolic process; glycoside catabolic process.